Molecule: messenger RNA, 4403 nt
Organism: Amphibalanus amphitrite
Lineage: Eukaryota; Metazoa; Arthropoda; Thecostraca; Balanomorpha; Balanidae
Product: protein-tyrosine sulfotransferase-like
Exons: 7
Coding region: 1162-2277 (371 amino acids)
Biological process (GO): peptidyl-tyrosine sulfation
Cellular component (GO): Golgi apparatus
Molecular function (GO): protein-tyrosine sulfotransferase activity
Source: RefSeq, a predicted model, not a curated record
UCGGAAUUUCAACUCGACUAUUCUGAGUGUUACCUGUGAUUUAAUGAAGUAAUUCUCGGUAGUGCCCAAUCAUUUGUGAUCAUGAAUAUUUUUUUUUUGUGGAUUGUUGUCUGGCGUCCCUCGCCACGUUGUCGCAAAUUUCUCUGGGGUCGUGAGUACCUAUUUGCAUCAAGGGAACUCUAAGGUAGUGCGCCGGAUUAGUCUCAAUUUGGCAUUUCUAUUUAAAAACAAUCCAACUCAUGUGAUUUCAUGUUAUCUUAUUGGACCGAUUUAUGAGAGUCAAUUUGAUAAUGCGGAUUUUUAUUGACAUACUCGACCAGAUGAUUUAUUUAACUUGCAAUUGACAAUCGACUGGUGGUGUUCUAAUUUAAGGAAGCUCGGUUUACCGAUUGCUAUGUUGUUGAAGGUAUACAAGUUUUGGCAAAUGUGAUAUCCAAUUAUUCGAGUGGGAACAUCAGCAAUGGGAAAUGUUUAUAUCAAAUCAGGGGGGCUGUGUCCAGUCGUGAGGACAUGUUGAACUUUAAGACAAAAUUAUGCUAUACAACUGGAAUUGCGCGGUUGGGCGGUAGGUCAGAUUCAGCACAACAAACUAUGCUUAGUGCGAGCUCUGAUUUCACAAAUCUGCCCAUUCAACCAUUCAGACUAAAUUUAUAAGAAAUUUUAAGAAGCUAAUGGGAACUGGCCAUUGGAGAAUGGUGCUAAUUUUGAACUAAAUUAAUGGGUCAACAAAGACUCAGACUGGUGUAAUCAUCGUUGUAUCUCUUCCGUCACCCGACAAAGAUUGUUAUAGUCACUGAUGCCUUAUAAAUUUCCAUUCCAAGGUACCCCUUCUUAAGUGAAACCACACUCAGGUCCGAAACUGUGGUGCUAGCAUCCGAGGCCAGAUAUGAGAUCAGUUGUGACUUGUGACUGAGAGGUCAAUGGUCAUUAGCAUUGAAAUUCCAUGUUCAAUAGAUCAUGUCAACAGAAACGGAUGAAACAACCUUGGAUGCGACUGGGAAUAGUCUGACUUGAAUUGUUGCAUGUUACUGAUUUAUCAUCUGAAUUCAUUAAUUUCAGCAUGUCCCUCCAAAACUUGCAGGUCCAUACUGGUGCAUUGUUCGCGGUUCCGCUGAGCUGAGGGCUUGCUGGGCCAGCGCUCUCCAAUCCGAUGGGGACCGGAUGGCGGAUAGCAUUCGUGAUCGGCCGGCCGGGGGCACCAUGUGGCGUCCCCAGCGCCGCUGGCUGGCCGCCGUCGGCGCCCUGCUGACACUGGUGCUGCUGGUGCACCAGCUGCUGGGGCCACCCUGCCUCACCAGUGAUGACAGAGUGGUGCAGAUCCUGCCGUCGGCACCAAUCAACCCGAUCCUGCUGGGUGGCUCGCCGGUGGACCGCACACUGCCGCUGAUCUUCAUUGGCGGUAUGCCGCGCUCGGGCACCACGCUGGCGCGCGCCAUGCUCGACGCCCACCCGAUGGUGCGCUGCGGCGAGGAGACGCGCGUCAUCCCGCGCGUACUCAGCAUGUACUCCCACUGGAAAAAGUCGGCCAAGGAGAGUGUGCGACUGGAGGAGGCCGGCCUCAAUGACGAGGUGCUGAACUCCGCCAUAUCGUCAUUUAUCCUGGAGGUGAUUGUGAAGCACGGGGAGCCGGCGCCGCGGCUCUGCAACAAGGACCCGUUCACCAUCAAAUCGGCCACCUAUCUGCACCGGCUGUUCCCGCGAGCCAAGUUUGUGUUCAUGGUGCGGGACGGCCGGGCCACGGUGCACUCCAUCAUAUCGAGACACGUAACCAUCACGGGGUUCGACCUGAAGAGCUACCGGCAGUGCAUGCAGCGCUGGAACGCGGCUAUGGAGACGAUGAACCGCCAGUGCCUGGAGCUGGGGCCGCGCUGGUGUCUGCGGGUGCCCUACGAGCAGCUGGUGCUACACCCGCGGCUCUGGAUGCAGCGCAUGCUCCAGUUUCUGGAGAUUCCUUGGAACGAGACGGUGCUGCACCACGAGCAGGCCAUCAACAAACCGGGCGGCGUGUCGCUCUCCAAGACGGAGCGCUCCUCUGACCAGGUGAUCAAGCCGGUGAACCUGGACGCGCUCUCCAAGUGGGUCGGCCAGAUCCCGUCGGAUGUGGUGCGCGACAUGGCCGAGCUGGCGCCCAUGCUGCGCGUGCUGGGCUACGACCCGGAGGCCAACCCGCCCGCCUACGGCCAGCCGGACCCGGAGGUGGACCGCAACACGCGACAGGUGCGCCGGGACAGCGCCGACUGGCAGCGCCGCGCCCAGACGCUGCUCGGCGCCGAGUGACCGGCGCGCCGGAACAGGAGGGGGGGGGGGGGGGUAGGAUAGGCGGCCGCAGAAUGCCUGUUGUCGGGCGCAGGCUGCUGGUGACCAUUCAGGCGGCGGUGAACAGAGGAAUAAUGUCGCUGCGUGAUGCGGUCCGCGCGGCGGGGUGUGGGUGGCGUCCGUGUGGCGAACCUGGGCUUUCAGGGCGCGCCCGAGGGUCGGGGACCUCAGGACGGGCGGAGCGGGCUCCGGGGCGGGGUCCCACUGCCCUCACUGGGGUCGGGCCGCUCUGUCCGCCUCUCUGCUCCGCCCGCGUGUGUGUCUGUGUGCCUCUCUGCGUGUACACUAAGCUAUGGCCAGUACUAUCCCAGGAUCGGAGGUCUAUUUGUGCCGUUUAACGCGUUUUUGUCGUUACGUUGGCAGUUGCAGUGGGCUCACAUGUGUUGAAUCGUGACAUUGUCUCGCUGGCUGAUCCCCCGGUGCCAUAUUUUAUGUCAGCUGACCGCGCCGUGUGCCGGUCAGAGCACGGUGCACAAUCCGACCACCGGUCACGGGUAUUGUUCUGCUACUGUCCCCCAGUGUCGCUCACGUGAUAUCGCAGGCCCGCCGUCCCGAGCUCAUCCCGCCGCCGCGGGCUGGCGGGGCCGGGGCUGGGCGCGUUUGUUCUUGGUUUUACAGGGGCACCCGUAGCCGUCGGCGGGAAUCGUGUUCAUUUUGAGCAUCUAGUCGAUCUUGCAUAGUCAGCAACAGUCAUCCGUUGUACGGAAUCGAGAGCUAUAGCGCGUCUGUAUUCCAUAGUCGGUGCCGAAUGGAAUAAAGCGCCGAUGCUAUGCGCUGUAUUUGUUGUUUUAGCGCGCGUUACCAGCAGCUAGUGGUUUGCUAACAUGGCACCGGUGUUUGUUUUUAACAGUCCACACUGCAUCUAUCAACAUAAACCGUGAUAUGUAUCCUUUCUUUCUGUCCUAUUCUGUCGCCCAGACAGGUAUCAGUGAACGGUUUCUUUUCUUAUCGGAAAUAGUGGAAAGAUAGCUAAGCUGUAGCCUUACCCGCCGCCUCGCUCGCCUGCAGCAUGCCUGCGCUGCACAUUCGUCUGCUAUUUCUUGGUUCCCGACUUGCCCAAGUCGUGUGCCUGCCCUGUAAUGUUCGCGUGUGACAAUAUUUCGUCGUGUGCCUGCUCUGUGGUGCCCGUGUGUGACAUUAUUUCGUGUGCAGCCUGUUUACUGUCGCUCGUGGCUCGCACCCGUAUGCUCGCUGCCGCCCACUGACCGUUGCCAUGACUACCACCACCUGUUGCGUGGUGCCUCCCUGCCUGCCGUAUUGGCAGCUCGUAUGUUCAGCCCCGCUGUAGCUCCGUGCCACCCGCAUGCUCUGUCUUCGGACGGGCGGGUCCGCCGACACUGACCGAUCGCUGUCCGUUUACAGAGUAGCUGACGGCACGGCCCGCCGCCGGCCCGGCGCCGCGGCCCCUCCCGCCUGCAGCCCGCCCGCCCGCCCGCCUGCCCGCCAGCGCGCGUUUGCACGUACCUGCCUGCGAAUUGAGGGGAGGCCUGCCGCGUCCGAGUGCUUAAACCACGCCUCUAAUUUAAAUGACAAGCCAAGAGUGGUCUGUUUUAGUGCAUGUUUGACUCGUUUGCCCGUCAUGAGUGCGUCUGACGACGUCCAAAUGUCCGUCCCUGAUCCGGAAUGGCCGGCACGGACGCAUUGUUGGGUCCCGUGGCCAGCCCCCGGGGGGAAGGGGGCAGGGGGGUGCAUGUGUGACGCCGCCGCGGCCGGGAUCGAGAUAAGCCGUUGAUGAGCUGUGCACAACUGGUAUGCCAGCUUCUCGCCAAGUACCGUGACUGUGUUUUGCAGCUGAAAGCAUGACGGAAUGCAAGCUGAGGCGCUCCAACCUGCUCAGGCUAGUCUACGCUGCACUUUGUUUUCGUUAUUGGUGCUAUGUUUGGUUGUUACGCUUUUAUUGCUUGAAGUAUUAGAACUAGAGCUUAUUUAUUUGUUAUAGUUGACUGAUUGCGCCUUCUGAUUCUGCCACUGUGGCAGCAGCUGUCCAGGUUGCGUUUAAAUACUCACAAUUUGUUCACCGUAACCCGUGAAUGUAUUUUCAUUGGCCAGGACACGGUUUGGUGUCAGCAAAUGCACUUUACUCGCGA